CCAGCCUCAUAUAUACUCUCUCUCUCUCUCUCUGCACCGUCCACUACUUCCUUCAUGAUCUAUGUACUUUCUCUAUCUGUAUGUAUAAAAGUGAAUCCACAUAUUGCCUUAGAACUGUUCCUCCCACUCUCUCAAACAUUAUACUUUUCUUUUUCUUUUAAUUUUUCAUCUUCAAUCAAUGGCAGACCCUUACUCUAAUUUCUUCUCUUCUAAUUUCUUCCACCAAUUCAAUAAUAAUCCCUCACACCAUCACCAUUACCCUUCUUCUAACCCUCACCACCACCCUAAUUAUCUCCACAAUUUCAUCAACCACACAACAACUUUCAACACUACCAACACUUUUUUCCACUAUCAUCAUCUUCAAACUACAACUCCUUCUUAUUCUUCACCUCCUUCCCCUCCUCUAAAAGAAGCUCUUCCACUUAUGAGUCUAAUUCCUACAAAGCAACAGGAAUACUUAGAUGAUGAAUCUUGCAGUUUAAUGGAUGUAGAGGAUUUCAGCCAUAAAUUUGAGGAAAUUAAAGAUGAUGAAAAAAGUGAUGAAGGUGUGACUGUUGCACUACACAUAGGGUUACCAAGCCCUAGUGCUGCUGAGAUGGCAACUAUGAUGAACAUGUCUUCUUCUUCAUCUGAGAUUAUGAAUGAAAGAGAAGAUGUAAUAAGUGAAGAUUCUUCAAAUACUAAUGGUUUCUUAAGUUGUAAUAGACUCAACAAAGGUCAAUAUUGGAUCCCUACACCUUCUCAGAUUCUCAUUGGUCCUACACAGUUCUCUUGUCCUGUUUGCUUCAAAACCUUCAACAGAUACAACAACAUGCAGAUGCAUAUGUGGGGACAUGGAUCACAAUACAGAAAAGGUCCAGAAUCUCUAAGAGGAACACAACCAACAGGUAUGCUAAGGCUACCAUGCUAUUGUUGUUCACCAGGUUGCAGGAACAACAUUGAUCAUCCAAGAGCAAAGCCUCUAAAAGAUUUCAGAACACUUCAAACACAUUACAAGAGGAAACAUGGAAUCAAGCCAUUCAUGUGUAGGAAAUGUGGUAAGGCUUUUGCUGUUAGAGGGGAUUGGAGAACUCAUGAGAAGAAUUGUGGAAAGCUUUGGUAUUGUCUUUGUAGAUCUGAUUUUAAGCAUAAGAGGUCCCUUAAAGAUCAUAUAAGAGCUUUUGGAAGUGGUCAUGCUGCUUAUGGGGUUGAUGGUUUUGAAGAAGAUGAUGAACCUGCAUCUGAAGUUGAACAGGAUAAUGAUUCAACUCAGUAGCAUAGUUUUACACUGCGGUAUGCAAUCGCAAUAUUGAAGAUUUUGAAAAUCGCUGCAAUGGCAUUGCAGCUGUAAUAUUGGCUGAAUCGACCGUAUUUAUCCACAUUUUUCCGUAAUAUAAAGAUUUGUAGCGUAACUGUAAACGCGACUGCAGUUAAAAAUCAUGCUUAAUUAGUAGUAUAUA
This is a messenger RNA of Cicer arietinum (chickpea), 1439 nucleotides long. RefSeq names its product zinc finger protein WIP2-like. Gene Ontology annotation, cellular component: nucleus. Gene Ontology annotation, molecular function: DNA-binding transcription factor activity. The record is from RefSeq and is a predicted model, not a curated record. NCBI's taxonomy places the organism in Eukaryota, Viridiplantae, Streptophyta, Magnoliopsida, Fabales, Fabaceae. Gene Ontology annotation, biological process: regulation of gene expression; anatomical structure development.